Colius striatus (speckled mousebird) is the source of this 4653-nucleotide messenger RNA. It is a transcript of the gene CPXM2, whose product is annotated as carboxypeptidase X, M14 family member 2. Lineage: Eukaryota; Metazoa; Chordata; Aves; Coliiformes; Coliidae. The record is from RefSeq and is a predicted model, not a curated record. Gene Ontology annotation, molecular function: zinc ion binding; metallocarboxypeptidase activity. The coding region runs from base 1 to 2214 and encodes 737 amino acids. The transcript is spliced from 13 exons. Gene Ontology annotation, biological process: proteolysis.
AUGCAGAAGCAGACGAUAAUGAUUGCCCUGAGCAAGAAAGGCUCGUGUUCUUCUCAACUCUGCCUGGCUCUCUGUGCCUUGGGGCUGGCGUUGCUGGGGGACGUGUCCCAGGCUGUACCCAUGGACGAUCAGGAUUAUUACCUGCAGGAGAUUAGCAACAGGGAUCAUUAUUAUUCCUUUCCCUAUCCUGGUGAAGAGUUUUUUCCUUUCACGGAGCAACCUGGAGAGGAAGGACCUAAACGUGCCGCAGAGACGGAGGAGCACCCAGGGUUCAAACCCAGCAGGAAAGAGUUAAAGCCAAAGAAAAACGGCAAAAAAGGAAAAUCCAUUCUUGAAACUCCACCAGAUUGUCCUCCACUUGGGCUAGAGACAUUAAAAAUUACUGACUUCCAGCUCCAUGCCUCUACAGCGAAGCGCUACGGCCUUGGGGCCCACAGAGGAAGGCUUAAUAUUCAGGCAGGUGUUAACGAAAAUGAUUUUUAUGAUGGUGCUUGGUGUGCAGGAAGAAAUGACCCAUAUCAGUGGAUUGAAGUAGAUGCUCGAAGGCUGACAAAAUUCACUGGAGUCAUCACACAAGGAAGAAACUCGCUCUGGUCGAGUAACUGGGUGACCUCUUACAGAGUAUUGGUGAGCAAUGACAGUCAUGCAUGGACUGCUGUCAGAAAUGAAUCUGGAGAUGUGAUUUUUGAAGGAAACAGUGAGAAAGAGAUCCCAGUGCUCAAUAUGUUGCCAGUGCCACUGGUUGCACGUUAUAUCCGUAUAAACCCCCGGUCCUGGUUUGCAGAAGGUAGCAUCUGUAUGAGACUGGAAAUCUUAGGGUGUCCUUUGCCAGACCCAAAUAAUUAUUACCACAGAAGAAAUGAAAUGACAACCACAGAUAAUCUGGACUUUAAGCAUCACAACUACAAGGAAAUGAGGCAGUUGAUGAAAACUGUAAAUAAAAUGUGCCCGAAUAUCACAAGAAUUUACAAUAUUGGAAAAAGCAACCAAGGUCUAAAGCUGUAUGCUGUCGAGAUUUCUGACAACCCAGGAGAACACGAAGUUGGUGAACCAGAAUUUAGGUAUAUCGCAGGAGCUCAUGGGAAUGAAGUCCUUGGACGUGAGCUAAUCCUUUUGUUAAUGCAGUUCAUGUGUCAGGAAUACCUGGCUGGGAACCAACGCAUUGUGCAUCUUAUUGAAUCCACCAGAAUCCACCUCCUGCCCUCAGUCAACCCAGAUGGAUAUGACAAGGCAUAUAAAGUGGGUUCAGAACUAGGGGGCUGGUCUUUAGGACGAUGGACUCAGGACGGCAUUGACAUCAACAACAAUUUCCCUGAUUUAAACUCUUUGCUCUGGGAGUCAGAAGAUGAGAAGAAAAGUAAAAGAAAAGUUCCAAACCAUUACAUCCCAAUCCCUGACUGGUACCUGUCUGAAAAUGCCACCGUGGCGGUUGAGACACGGGCUAUAAUAGCAUGGAUGGAAAAAAUUCCUUUUGUGCUGGGUGGCAACUUGCAGGGAGGAGAGCUGGUGGUGGCCUACCCCUACGAUAUGGUGCGAUCCAUGUGGAAGACCCAGGAUUAUACACCCACCCCAGACGACCACGUCUUCCGCUGGCUGGCCUAUUCCUAUGCCUCCACCCACCGGCUGAUGACGGAUGCGAGGAGGAGAGCAUGUCACACAGAGGACUUCCAAAAGGAGGAUGGCACUGUUAAUGGAGCCUCCUGGCAUACUGUGGCUGGAAGCAUAAACGACUUCAGUUACCUGCACACAAACUGCUUUGAGCUGUCCAUCUAUGUUGGCUGUGACAAGUAUCCCCAUGAGAGCGAGUUGCCUGAGGAAUGGGAGAACAACCGCGAGUCCCUGAUUGUUUUUAUGGAACAGGUCCACCGGGGCAUCAAAGGCAUAGUGAAAGAUGUGUAUGGGAAGGGAAUCCCAAAUGCUGUCAUUUCAGUAGAAGGUGUUAACCAUGACAUCCGCACAGGAGCCGAUGGGGAUUACUGGCGUCUUCUCAACCCGGGGGAAUACGUGGUGAGUGUGAAGGCAGAGGGCUACACCGCCGCCACCAAGACCUGUGAGGUCGGCUAUGACAUGGGAGCUACCCAGUGCGACUUCACCAUCUCCAAAACCAACAUGGCCAGAAUCAAGGAGAUCAUGAAGAAGUUUGGGAAGCAGCCCAUGAGCCUAUCCAUGCGGCGGCUCAGGCAGAGGGCUCGGCAGUGGCGGCAGCAGCGAUAGGCCUCAGCCCCAGCAGCCCGCGGCCUUCACGACCCCUGCUUCUCUCAGCCUGGCUGUAGUCGUAGUGAGAGUUACAUAACCCAUCUCUUCAUACGUAUUCCUCUGCACCAAGGCCUUUCUGUUAGUGGAGCUGGAUGAAUAGUGGGAGUUUUUCAGUUUGGUGGCAAAUCAGAACCAAAAGAAGCCCCAGGUUGGAGGGAGAGGCAGGAAGAAUGCAGUAAGAUGUUUUCAGUUAGCCUGGAAUGAAUUUUUCUACUUGUUGAGCUAUUUAAUCUGUUGUAAAUCUGUUUUCUUUAAAAAUACAGAAAAAGGAAAAAAAAAUACUUACAAAGAAGUGUUGUUUUGGAUGAAAAGUCGAAAAGUGUUGUUUCUGAAGUAUAAAAUUGGUAUAUUUUUGCAAUUAGACAAUUUUUUGACACUCUUUACAUUUUAUUCUUAUAUAAGAAGAGAAGAACAUCUAUCGAAUAUCAUUAACAUUUGUGUCAAAAUUUCAGUCUCCCCUUUCCCUGCAAAUCCACCUUUUGAUAAGCACUUUAGCUUCCCUGCUUGGGGUCUUUAUACGUAAGGAUGUCUUGUGAUUCCAGGGUUUAAUGCCAGGAGUUUUUUCUCCUCUUGCUUUUAAAGGCUACAAUUUUACUCCAUGAAUUAGACCUAACAAAAAGGGCAUGGGUUAAGGACCACUUCAGCACCGUGGCAUGGCACCACCUGCGAGAAGGACUCCAAACAAAACUGGUCAUGUGAAUGCAGCCAGUUGCACCAUAUGUAUGAGAGAAGAGGUUGUGUCACUUAUAAGUGCAUCGUUCACAAAUCUGUUAUCAUCUUUUUUUCUUGAGUUUUGACCUGCUCCUAGGUGCCUUUUAUGCUGAUGCACACCUUGUGCCACUGCCUUCCGCGGCAUGCAAGGGAUUUUGUGUUCUGCAUGGUCGAUUCAUCUUGGUACUGCAGCUGCUGCUGCUUUUCUGGCCUUGUGAUUCUUUGAGAGCAGGAUUUGUGCUUUAUUAUCAGCUUUUAAGUAACCAAAUUGUACAGCAGAUCUAGGAAAGAACGAGCUUAUAUAAACACUGGAUAAAGUAUCAGCUGGUGAAAAUCAACUUUGCUGUGUUAGCUUCAAUGUUAUAACCUCAGUUACAGCAAAUGAAGGGCCAGCUGUAUGGUUUUAGCUAGUCAAAAGUCUAUGGCUAAAUAAACAUCACUUAAUAUGCUUGGUAGAAAGGCUGCAAUACAUGCUUCCAAAUCUAAUUCUGUUUAAAAACAGUUUAAUUGCUGUAACAGUGUUUGCCUAUUUGGUAUGAUUCUUGGAAAAGACAUUUCACCAAAGUGUCAUUCAAAACUGAGGGAAAAUAAAGUGCAAGUAGAAAAUUUACUGUAAAAAUACCACGUGCCCUCUGUAUUAAAACUUUUUUCUUGUCAAGGAAACUUGUAAACACACAAAAGGGAAAAGAUUGCAAAAUAUUCAGGAACCCUUGCAUAAUAAAUAAUCCUAUUCUCAAAUUUCCUAGACAAUCCCAGUCUGUGAUUGUUCUGCAGAUACUAGUAAAUAACAGCAAUGUAUUUGGUAGCAAGAGCUCAAAGAAAACAGAAGAGUGCAUGCAUGAUUUUCUAUAACUGAAGUUAUGGAAAUCCAGCUCCCAAUAGACAUCAUUUAAAUUGAGUAACAGAGGUAAACAAAUAAUCCAAUCACAACAUUAGCAUUUGGAAUUGGAUUUUACUUAUUUCACUCCAUUUACACCCUUUGCAACAUUGUACUUGCCAUAUAGUUUUUAUAGCAAAUAUAGCAGCAACAUGUCAAGAAAGGGGUUUUUUGGCAACUGAGAAGGUAUUAACGAUGUCUUUGUGCAAGGAGCGAAAUGAAAUGACUUUGGAGUAUGGAAUAAUGACAGCAGACAAUUUGUUAGCUGUUUAAUUUGGCUUGUUCAUUGGCUUAUGUAGAUUUUGUAACUACUACAGUAGAUGAGGGCCAUACAUGAUUUUUUGUGUUAUGAAUGGAUGGAUUUUGCAAGGUGGCUUCUCUCUGAACUCCCAAGAAGGAUACCAAAUCAUCUUGCUAGGGGUCUUUGGUAUGCAUAGGUGAAUAAGGAACUAACCAGUCUAAUCUGAUAAUCAGAUUGAAGGUGGAAAACAUUCUCUUAGUCCUGACAGGUCAGGUCUUUCUGAGGUAAUGUUUCAGGCUGGUUUGGUAUCUGUUUUAUAAGCCUAAGAGAUCCCUAUGUUUUUCUCAACAAGAAGUUGUUUUCAAUUUGAGAGCAAGAAGUGGAUUUGGUGGGAAAUUCUUCAGUGUCUAUUAGCUAAAGCUACACAGAGUCUGCUUGCUAAAGAUCUCAGUAACAUCAGAUGCUGAAGACAGUGGCCUUUGUGCACUUUGCUGCCCGUGACUAGUGCUUAAAUAUCCUUGGGCACAGCAGGACUAUGAUUAAUGAAGGUGACCUUACUCCUUUUUAG